AUGGCUUCGAAAAACGGAAAUGACAAACGGCAGCAGCCUGCCACCGCGGCGGUUAACCUGAUCGCUGGUGGUGGUGCUGGAAUGAUGGAAGCUCUCGUGUGCCAUCCCCUUGAUACUAUCAAAGUCCGAAUGCAGCUUUCGAAGCGAGCACGAGCUCCGGGUGUUAAAGCUCGUGGCUUCAUUGCGACUGGGCAGGAGAUUGUGCGACGAGAAACCGCCCUUGGACUGUACAAGGGCCUGGGAGCCGUUCUUAGUGGAAUCAUACCAAAGAUGGCCAUCCGAUUCACAUCUUAUGGUUAUUAUAAGCAAUACCUAACGAAUCCCGAGACGGGCAAACUCUCAAGUUCCGCCAAUAUGCUUGCUGGUCUUGCUGCUGGUGUAACCGAAGCUGUGGCUGUCGUCACACCCAUGGAGGUUAUCAAGAUCCGUCUGCAGGCCCAGAGCCACAGUUUGGCAGACCCGCUAGAUAAGCCGAAAUACCGAAGCGCACCACACGCCCUAUUCACCGUGAUAAGAGAGGAAGGAUUCGGCGCCAUAUACCGUGGUGUCUCGCUGACCGCGCUCCGUCAAGGAACCAACCAAGCUGCCAAUUUCACUGCGUAUUCCGAGCUCAAGAAGCUCCUGAAAGACUGGCAGCCACAGUACAACGAACUACCCUCCUACCAAACCAUGUGCAUCGGUCUGAUUUCCGGUGCCAUGGGUCCAUUCUCCAACGCUCCGAUCGAUACCAUCAAGACCAGGCUACAGAAGACACCCGGAGAGCCUGGCCAGACCGCCAUAUCCCGCAUCACUGCCAUUUCGAAGGAAAUGUUCAAGCAGGAGGGUGCCAGAGCAUUCUAUAAGGGUAUCACGCCUCGAGUAAUGAGAGUCGCACCCGGACAGGCUGUCACCUUCACCGUGUACGAGUUCCUGAAGGAGAAGCUGGAGAGAAGCAACUGGUCCAUCAUGGGCGGAAAAUAUGAAGAAUAA
Molecule: messenger RNA, 969 nt
Organism: Arthroderma uncinatum
Lineage: Eukaryota; Fungi; Ascomycota; Eurotiomycetes; Onygenales; Arthrodermataceae
Product: succinate/fumarate mitochondrial transporter
Exons: 5
Coding region: 1-969 (322 amino acids)
Biological process (GO): succinate transport; transmembrane transport; fumarate transport
Source: RefSeq, a predicted model, not a curated record